Messenger RNA from Leopardus geoffroyi (Geoffroy's cat), 1155 nucleotides. RefSeq names its product galectin 4 (gene LGALS4). Bases 104 to 1048 code for a protein of 314 amino acids. The record is from RefSeq and is a predicted model, not a curated record. The transcript has 9 exons. Gene Ontology annotation, molecular function: carbohydrate binding. NCBI's taxonomy places the organism in Eukaryota, Metazoa, Chordata, Mammalia, Carnivora, Felidae.
CCUCGGGUAUAAGAGCCACCGCCCUCCUGCCACCUGCCACCAUUCCCCACUCCUGCACCUCUUCUCACCGGACGACGACGAGCCACCAGCCCAGCCUCUCAAGAUGGCCUAUGUCCCUGCACCGGGCUACCAGCCCACCUACAACCCGACUCUGCCCUACAACAAGCCCAUCCCGGGUGGUCUCUGCAUCGGAAUGUCUGUUUACAUCCAAGGAGUGGCUAGCGAGCACAUGAAGAGGUUCUCCGUGAACUUCGUGGCGGGGCAGCACUCGGGGUCAGAUAUCGCCUUCCACUUCAAUCCCCGCUUCGAUGGCUGGGACAAGGUGGUCUUCAACUCCAUGCAAGGUGGCAAAUGGGGCAGCGAGGAGAAGAAAAGGAGCAUGCCUUUCCGCAAGGGCACCGCCUUUGAGCUGGUGUUCAUGGUCCAGGCCGAGCACUACAAGGUGGUGGUAAAUGGAAAUCCCUUCUAUGAGUUUGGGCACCGGCUGCCCCUGCAGAUGGUCACCCACCUGCAAGUGGAUGGGGACCUGGAGCUUCAAUCAAUCAAUUUCAUUGGCGGCAACCCCCCGCCAAGCCAGGGUCCUGGACACACCCAGCAACUGCCAAGUAACCUGCCUACCAUGGAGGGACCCCCUAUCUUCAACCCGCCCGUGCCAUUCAGGAGGAUCUUGCAAGGGGGGCUUACAGCCCGAAGAACCAUCAUAGUCAAGGGUUUUAUACCCCCUACAGGCAAGAGCUUUGCGAUCAACUUCAUCGUGGGGUCCACGGGGGACAUGGCUCUGCACAUUAACUCCCGUCUGACCGAGGAUACCGUGGUCCGGAACAGCUACCUGAAUGGUUCGUGGGGAUCCGAGGAGAAGAAGAUCUCCCACAACCCAUUUGGUCCUGGGAAAUUCUUUGAUCUGUCCAUUCGCUGUGGCAUAGAUCGCUUCAAGGUUUACGCCAACGGCCAGCACCUCUUCGACUAUUCCCAUCGCUUCUCGGCCUUCCAGAACGUGGACGUGCUAGAGAUCCAGGGUGAUAUCAACUUGUCCUAUAUCCAGAUCUGAUCUAUUCCCAGAGCCAUAACUCUUGGGGACACAGAGAGAAAGAGCCCACAGGACUCUCUUCUAAGCCCUUAAUAAAAUGUCUGAGGGUGUCUCAUGCGUGUCCGUAA